Messenger RNA from Hemiscyllium ocellatum (epaulette shark), 4651 nucleotides. Its product is annotated as ras-GEF domain-containing family member 1C-like. NCBI's taxonomy places the organism in Eukaryota, Metazoa, Chordata, Chondrichthyes, Orectolobiformes, Hemiscylliidae. The transcript has 16 exons. Gene Ontology annotation, cellular component: plasma membrane. Gene Ontology annotation, biological process: Ras protein signal transduction; positive regulation of GTPase activity. The record is from RefSeq and is a predicted model, not a curated record. Gene Ontology annotation, molecular function: guanyl-nucleotide exchange factor activity. The coding region runs from base 702 to 2120 and encodes 472 amino acids.
CAGCAGUUCCCAGCUAAUGGACUAUUCAGCGGCGCGAUCUCUUUGUCAGCUACCGAAAGGUCGGUGUAGUCCUUUCAGCACCCACACGUGAAUAUUUCUGCUUUAAGGCUGUGUGCAUAGGCGAGAAGACCAGCCCCGAGCUUCACCCUCCCUUCCUGGUAUCCUGUUUCAGAGGUCUGCCUCGUCGCUCAUGCAACUCAGCUGUCUCCUGGAGGUGUGUUUGUUCACUCCUUCUUCCGCAAAUUUGAGCUGCUUCUCCUUCCAUUGUAUUAAGUAAGCCAUUUUAGGCAUUGCUGGGAGAUUGGGAGAAUGAGAAAGUGCUCAAUGUAGAACGGCAAGUUGAAGAAUGUGAACCCAAAGACUGUCAGAAAACAGGAUCGUCAGCGUUAAACAGCCGGAGUCCUUAAUAAACAAAACUGGACUUGGAACUGGAUCAUUCUGUUCAGGAAGCCUCAUCAGAGGAUUUGUUAAUCCAGAUUCCCAGCAUGCAUGAUAAAGAAGAAGAAUUGAUUUCCAGACUGGACAAAAUCUGAUGGUAGUAAGAACCACCAGAAAAAGUGGCUUCAACCCUCAAAACCAAUGACAGUGCCAUCUCUAAUGUUAUCAGUGCCCAACAGCUUGCCAAUGGAGGCACUCUACAGAAAUGGCUGCCUGUAGUUUGAGUCGUGAGGGGAAUACUGCUUGUCUUCUCACAGGAAGGCAUGCCACAAACAUUGACUUCUACAAGUAUGUUUAACACGAGUGGCUUUAGCCAUCAACUUCACCCAACCAAAGAAAACGAACAUGAAAGGCUAACAUUUCAGGAUGGUAACCUUAUCUCAGCAUCUUUAGAAGCUUUGAUCCAACACCUCAUACCUACAGUUGACUAUUAUCCUGAAAAAGCAUACAUAUUUACAUUUCUACUGAGUUCACGAUUAUUCAUCGAACCCCAUGAGCUAUUAUCAAAAGUAUGCCACAUGUGUAUAGAGCAGCAAAGUCUAGAUGAGCCAGUGCUUGACAAGGCACGAAUUAAAAAGUUUGGACCUAAGAUAAUGCAGCUGCUGACAGAAUGGACAGAGACUUUCCCAUCCGAUUUUCGGGAUGACAGAAUGAUUGCGCAUCUAAAGGACAUGAUCCACAGGAUAGCUCCUUGUGAUGAGAGUUAUUGGAAGACAAUGAAUCAGCUUUUACAAACACUGGACCAAAAACUGACAACUCUAAAUCAAGGUGAAGAAAACAUAGUGAAGCUCAAUGCUUGUGUGUCCGAUAAAUUGGUUAUCAUCAAAACCAAGCCUCCAUCCAUUCAAAGAGAUGUACUGAGUAUUUGCAAUGAUCCAUAUACCCUGGCACAACAGCUAACUCAUAUAGAACUGGAAAGAUUGAGUUUUAUUGGUCCUGAAGAAUUUGUACAAGCAUUUGUACACAAGGAUUCUUUGGAAAACCCAAAGUCUUGCUUCAGUGACCAAAAGAAAACAGACAAUCUUGAAGCCUAUGUCAAAUGGUUCAACAGACUCUGCUAUUUAGUAGCUACCGAAAUUUGUAUGCCCGCAAAGAAGAAACACAGAGCACAAGUAAUAGAGUUUUUUAUUGAUGUUGCUCGAGAGUGCUUUAAUAUUGGUAACUUUAAUUCUUUGAUGGCAAUUAUAUCUGGUAUGAACAUGAGCGCUGUUUCUAGGUUGAAAAAGACUUGGGGGAAGGUUAAAACAGCAAAAUUUUACAUUCUUGAGCAUCAAAUGGAUCCUACAGGUAACUUCUACAACUACAGAACAGCUCUCCGUGGGGCAGCUCAUCGGUCACUAACUGCACACAGUAACCGAGAAAAAAUUGUUAUCCCUUUCUUCAGCCUACUGAUCAAAGAUAUUUAUUUCCUAAAUGAGGGAUGUGCAAAUCGUCUUCCUAAUGGUCAUGUGAAUUUUGAGAAAUUUUUAGAAUUGGCCAAACAAGUAGGAGAAUUUAUGAUGUGGAAACAGGUUACAUGUCCUUUUGAAGAUGAUCAAAAUAUCAUUCAUUAUCUUCAUACAGCCCCUGUCUUCUCUGAAGAUGGUUUGUAUUUGGCGUCAUAUGAAAGUGAAAGUCCAGAAAACCAACUUGAAAAAGACAGAUGGAAAACUUUAAGAUCAACACUCUUAGGAAAGACAUGAGUGUACUGAAGCAGUAGAAUACAAAUCUACUCAUAUCAUAGCUUGCACUAUUGACUUCAGAAACCAGCAGAGAUAUAGGUUUUCUUGUGAACUUUGAUGAGCAGGAUUCAUCAGUCAGAGUCAUACAAAUAUGAAGAGAAAAAAUAUUCCUCACUUGAACCCUUCUCUAAACAAGCAGUUUUUAAAUUGUACAGAUCUAAUCAAUAAAAAGCUGGAUAACAUUAAAUUUCAGAAACUGAAAUACUCUAUCUCAGUUAGUACAUGUUCUGUGACUGAUUUAGACAAACUAGACUGCAAGACAUUUAAAGAUCUGAAAGUAAAUAGUUUCAUUUAUUAAAAUAUUCUGCAACUGUAUAGUUCAUGUUUUGAACUCCACCUGAUAUAGAUUUGAACAUACGAACUGAACUCAAGAAGCCAAGUUUCAGGAUUCACUGUGUCAAGGUAACUGCUCUUUAUCUCAACUGAAAGAAAUACUUCCGUUUGCAGGAAGAUUCUACUAGACUGACAUUCAGUUGUGUACAAUACUUGAUAAUUUUGUAGAGCACAUAUUUUGUGUUGUAAUAUUUUACUCAGUGGGUACCUGAUCCCAUCAUGUGCAUGCAUUUAAAAUGUCUCAUUAAAGUUUGAAUUAUUGUGACAUUUUUCACUUGCUUACUUAGCAAGUUUAGAUGAUACAAUUCAUCACUAACAUUAUUUAAACAAUAUAGCAAAAUGUAAUGUAAAUAUAAAUCUGACUUUCUUAUGUGCAUUUUGUGAAAUGGAACAAAUUUUGAACUAUAAAAUGCUAAUUGUCAGUAUGCCUUGUUCAUACUAAGUAACAAAUUAAGACAACAGAUUUAACCUGAUCAAUCAUAACAAAAGCGGGUGAAUACUAAACAGGUUGGAGUUAUACUAUCUGUGAGUUAUGUAACAGUCAUCUGUUAAACCCUAUAAAUAUUAUUACAUGAGGUUUAUAUCUGGCAGGCACAUAAUAUUUCCUUCUGAAUUGGAUAAUUUUAUGAUGUAAAUAUGAUUUUCACAUACAUAUACUAACCUUAAUUUAUAGUAAAAAAAGAUUAUUAUUGUUAACUUCAAUCUGAGUAGUCAUGGUGAUAAAGAAAAAUGAGGAAGAACUAAGUCUAUAUGAUCGCUGUGUACAAUCCCACAGGUAUUUGAAAUUCAGGAAAUUAAAGCCAUUGAAGAUGCACGUAGUUAUAACAGACACAUAUAAUGGCAUUUACUUGUUACUUAAGUACAGGAUAUUUUUGUAGUACAUAAUAAUAUUGUAAAUGGUGUUACAUAUUAGCCAAACUAGUAUUAUAUGACUCUUGUCAUAUGUAUAUCAUGUUGGUCACCUGUGCCCUGCAUCCAUUUAUAAGCACUUGUUUUGCAAACAUUUUGGGCAUGAUAAUCCCUGCACUGGAGGUGGCAAGGCAGGUGGUGAAUAGAUCAAAUAAUUGUGCAGACUGACCCCUGAGAGAUCCUUGCCACCUUGCCAACUUAGCCAUUACGUGCUUGAUGAGAAACGUUAUGGGCAAGAAGUCAAUUUAAGAUUUCAAUUAGUGAAUUAACAGCUACUUAAGGGCCUCACCUCAUCACCUGCCCAAUUACCUGCUUUGCCAAAGACGAGCAAAGUGGCUGGUUUCCAAAUGGACAAAUGGGAUGAUGAGCCUGCUGGUUUGAAGUAACUCUUCUAUUUGACCAAAUCAGAUGCAAGGGGAGGAUAGGGGCAAAGGUAUGGCUCACGAAAGCCCUUACCUCUGCCUCCAACACCCUAAAUGCAUGACUCUAACGGAAAAGCACUAUACUUCAUGUUGUUUGAGUCCCUACAGCUUAGACCUCCAGGAUGAUCUCGAGAAGCCAGAGGCUGCCUGCCUCUAAGUUGUCCGCAGCUUCUGGCCCAGUGAGAUUUCAGUAUCGAGGUUCAUACCUGUCAAGAUACUCGCUGGUCAGUUAUUCAGUGGUUGAUUGGAGUUUGACCUGGAGGGCUUUCUGACUGAUGAAGGCAGCAAGUCAGUUGCCCCCAAAGACCCUUAGACUCCUUGCUUAGCUCAUGAAGUGCUAAGUCAUGACCAAGUUCCUGUUUUUUGUAAAUUGUUUGUUAAUUACUUUAAUCCAACAAGGAUAACCAUGACCAUUCAUAAUUCUAGAGCCGAUAUCUAUCUGUUUCUGAAUGGUGGCAAAUUUGGCAAAGAUGCUGGCAUUAAUUGGAUACAUUGCUUCACAGAUGUUAUGAGGCUUAAAAUGUGUACAGUCCUCCAUGUUGUGCUGGUAUAUAAUCACCAUUCUGACAUUUUACUCUCAAAAAUCUGUUUUGUGGUCAAAUGCUUCUUGUAAAAAGCCUAGAAAGCAUGAUUCCUUAUACAGUUUUUUUUUAGUUGUAUGCUUUAUUUGGUUAAAAAGAUGAAAUUAUUGCUGUGGUAUUUGAAAAUUGAACUUUUAUACUGCUGUAUGAGAUAAUGGAAAUAUUGUUGAUAAUAUUCUGGCUAAUUUAUCUGUGCAUAGAAUUUAUAUAUUAUGUGUAAUUUAUACUGUGUUCUAACAGUUUGGCU